AUGUACCCAUUCACUUGGCUAGCGCUAGGGGAUUCACAUCCAUUGUUGAACUUCUGCUCAGCCAUCACGCCAACGGUGAACGAGCUUUUUUUUGGCAUUCGUGACGACGAAGGAAACGGCGCUAUUCACUUCUGUUGUAAAGGUGGUCACGUGUCAACGCUGAAUCUGUUGCUACAACAGGACGGAGUCAAGGUUCAUGAACCGAACAUUUACGGAGACACUCCUCUUCACAUGUAUGAUUCAUGUUGCUGUUGUAGGCCAUUGAAGGUGAUAUUCUGUAAUGUAGCUCCGUAAGG
Molecule: messenger RNA, 296 nt
Organism: Soboliphyme baturini
Lineage: Eukaryota; Metazoa; Nematoda; Enoplea; Dioctophymatida; Soboliphymatidae
Source: the annotation of a GenBank genome assembly